Molecule: messenger RNA, 984 nt
Organism: Nerophis lumbriciformis (worm pipefish)
Lineage: Eukaryota; Metazoa; Chordata; Actinopteri; Syngnathiformes; Syngnathidae
Source: RefSeq, a predicted model, not a curated record
AUGGUUUCGCCCUAUCGUGAGACUUACUCGCUCAAGUAUUUCCACAUUGCGUCCUCUCAAGUUACAAACUUCCCAGAUUAUGUGGUCGUGGUUUAUCUUGAUGACAUUCAGAUCGGUCGCUAUGACAGCAACACAAAGAAAGCAGAAGCCAAACAAGAAUGGAUGAAGAACUUUACAACAGUGGAUCAAGAGCACUUUACAUGGCAGACAUAUUCAGGUAUUCACAAUGAAGUGAACGACAAAGACACCUUGGAACGAUUACAGAAGUGCUUCAACCACACUGAAGGUCUUCACAUUUACCAGAAGAUGAAAGGCUGUGAAUGGAAUGAUGAAACGGAUGAAAUCAAGAGUUGGGAACAGUCCAGCUAUGAUGGAGAAGAUUUUUUAGCGUUAGACACCAAGACAUGGACAUGGACUGCAGCAAAACCACAAGCCGUUCCCAUGAAACACAAGUUGGACCAUGAUCGAAAUCAUAUCGAGUACUUAAAGUUGUACUACACUGGGAUCUGUGUUGAUAACUUGAAAAAGUAUGUGAACUUUGGUAAAGACAUACUGAUGACAACAGAGCUUCCAGAAGUGUUUCUCCUUCAGAAGACGCCGUCCUCUCCAGUCAGCUGCUUCGCGACAGGUUUCUACCCCAGCAGUGCGGCCUUGUUUUGGAGGAAAGACGGCAAGGAUCUCCAGGAGAACGUGGUGCACGGAGAAAUGCUGCCCAACCCUGAUGGAACCUUCCAGAUGACCGUGGAUCUGAAAGUGGAGGUGACGGCCGAAGUAGAGGGCAAGUACGAAUGUGUGUUUCAGCUGUCUGGUGUCAAAGAGGACCUGGUCACCAAGCUGGAGAGAAGAAGCAUCAUGAGCAACACAAGAAAUGAAGGCAAGGUGUGGGUCGGCGCCACGGUGGCGGUCGUUGCGGUGAUCCUCGCCAUCAUUGUUGUAGUCGCCGUGCGUCACAAGAACAAACAAGUCUGCAAAGGUGCCAACUAA